AUUUGUUUAUAUUCCAUCUACCAACCUCUCCUUUCCGUUCCUUUCCUUUGUUGCUCUUGUAUUAAAAAAUAAAAAAUAAAAAAUAAAAAAAUCUGAGUCACACGGUGGUAUCAUGGCCACAGCUUCCGAAUCGAACACACCCCAACCUCCACUGCCACUGAAGAACCGGGUGGCCAUCGUCACCGGAGGGUCACGCGGCAUCGGCAAAGCCAUAGCUCUCCACCUGGCCUCUUUGGGUGCGGGCGUCGUCAUCAACUACACUUCCAACUCUGCUCAAGCCGACUCCGUGGCCGCCCAAAUCAACUCCACCACCAAAGCCACGCCUACCACCGCCAUCGCCGUCCGAGCCGAUGUGUCCGAUGCCGAUCAGGUCAAGUCCCUAUUCGACGCCGCCGAGGCUCACUUCCUCUCCCAAGUCCACAUCCUUGUCAACUCCGCCGGAAUCAUCGACCCCAAAUACCCUUCCAUUGUCAACACCACUCUCCAAGACUUCGACAACAUAUUCAGUGUGAAUGCGAGAGGGGCGUUCGUGUGCUGCAGAGAGGCAGCGAACAGGCUGAAACGAGGCGGGGGUGGUCGGAUCAUACUCCUAACGACUUCGUUGGUGGCGGCGCUGAAGCCGGGCUACGGAGCCUACACGGCGUCCAAGGCUGCGGUGGAGGCCAUGGCUAAGAUUCUUGCAAAGGAGCUUAAGGGCACUCACAUCACCGUUAACUGCGUGGCCCCGGGGCCCAUCGCCACGGAAAUGUUCUUCGACGGCAAGACGGAGGAGCAGAUCAAGAGGGUCGUCGACGAGUCUCCCCUCUGUCGCCUCGGUAUCCCUGAUGACGUGGCACCCGUGGUGGGGUUUCUAGCCUCCGACGCCGGUCAGUGGGUUAAUGGCCAAGUGGUUCGCGUCAAUGGCGGUUACGUUUAGCUCUUCUGUCUCUGUUGUUUUUGUUGUCCAUUCUUUCACUCAUAUUCUCAUAUCGUAUGCUAAAACACAAUUAUAUGCAUCAUGAUGUGUCUGUCUGUUCAUUAGGAGGAUGAUGAAUCCAUGAACAUCUAAGCUCUAAAGCUCAAACCUCUCCCUUUUUUUCUUUUUGGUAAUAGAAGCUCUAAGCUCUGUGUGUAUUUAUGUGUGUGUGUGUAUAUAUAUAUAUAUAUAUAUAUGAUUUUAUAAAACAAUACAAUAAUAGAAAUGUUGCAUUGCAUAUUUAUAUAUAAUUCCUACAGAUUCAGUUCCUUUCCGCCAACAAAUUCAAUCAAUAUUCAUACUACACAAAAAUAUAAAAUAUAUAUGAUGGACAUAUAUUGUAUGGUAUGGGAGGUUGCUCAAUUGCUCUAGUUUGUUAUCAAUUGCCAAAAAAACAAAUAUAAACAAAAUUUGGAAUGGCGGAAGCCAUGUACACAGAGUAACAAAGAGGUAAGCAAAUCACAGAAGCCGCUGCUGUGCUGGAGACUGGACUGGAAGAGGACUGGGUCAGUACCAUUUUUCCUAUUUUCUAACAUAUUUGUGUGAUGGGCUUGUUUGGUGUUGUGGGGCGUAUGCCGUAGUUGUUUGGGAAAAUAAAAAAAACAAAAUUGUAUCUUCAUUCGCAGUUUUAAAUCAAUUAAUUUCAUAUUUACAAAACUGUAAAGGUUUGUUUUCAACCUAAGCUAACGAAUGAAAUAAACAUCCACUCCAUCAAAUAUAACAUAAAAGAUUCUGGGCUCGCGUGGGAGCUCAGUGGUUAGCACAACACAGCCCGGCCAGUCGACGCUGGGUUCGAGUCUUGGGGGGUAGGGGAUGCCUGGGGGCAUAGCAAAAAUAAAAAAAUAUUAAAGAUUCUCUGAAAACAUAAAUUACAUACAAUAUAAAAAAAUAAGUGAAAU
This is a messenger RNA of Ziziphus jujuba (common jujube), 1854 nucleotides long. Its product is annotated as NADPH-dependent aldehyde reductase-like protein, chloroplastic. The transcript has 2 exons. NCBI's taxonomy places the organism in Eukaryota, Viridiplantae, Streptophyta, Magnoliopsida, Rosales, Rhamnaceae. The record is from RefSeq and is a predicted model, not a curated record. Bases 113 to 916 code for a protein of 267 amino acids.